AUGAAGGUCCAGUUGCUUACUUUAUCAUCGACACUUUUGUUGUCAACAGCCGCUGCUUGGAACCCUAGCCAGCGAGACUGUUCUGACAGCCCCUUGUGUUUCAAAUCGUUCAUAUGGUGCGAUGGGUACAACGGAGAUGGCUGCUUCUUGCCUGAAGGAGCUUACCCUGCCGUCGCUAACCCGAAGAAUUCUCACUAUGUCCUUCUGCUGGAGGACAUGAACUACACCGUAUCCUGGCAAGUAGAUGCCAAGAACCGAGAAACGCCGGUACAGGUCGUGUGGCAGAUCGCAGACGGAGAGAGAUGGGAAACCAAUACCACAGAGUCCCAGGUCGUCUUCAACCCGUCCAAGAUUAUCCAGUCAAUGCAACAAACGGAGUUUGCCGGAUACAAGGCAAUGAUAGACGCCUCGAACGUUCUCACCAUCAGCCAGCCUGACCUUACGAGCAAGGAGAACUACCCUGAUAUCCCAGGCUAUACUCCAUACGACAUGUCGGAUCAAUUCAUCAUCGGAAGCCCCUCGAUCAAAAGGUUCCUCGACGCUCAGAAAGGCAUAGGGCACCAAGACGAGGAGAAGAAAUGGAAACUUGGAGUAGGUAUAGGUGUUGGUCUCGGAGUGCCCAUCCUGAUGGCUUUGACUGCGUUGGGAACUUGGUUCAGCGUGAAGAAAAGCGUCGCGAAGCGUGGUUCAAAUUCGAAGCCAAUUUAG
This is a messenger RNA of Pestalotiopsis fici W106-1, 708 nucleotides long. RefSeq lists its product as uncharacterized. The coding region runs from base 1 to 708 and encodes 235 amino acids. The transcript has 2 exons. Lineage: Eukaryota; Fungi; Ascomycota; Sordariomycetes; Amphisphaeriales; Sporocadaceae. The record is from RefSeq and is a predicted model, not a curated record.